AGCGCUGUGUUUUUCGAAGAGGUGUGCGCCUGAAGGGAGGAAACUGCCUAAUGGAUCAUGGCUGUGAUGUUUACAGGACCUUCCUUAUUUCUAGCAUUAGCAAUGUUGGCGCUCUCGACGGUUGAAGAGUCGGCGAGUAAUUAUUCGGACUGGACAACUUUUGCAGAGAAUGUGGACCAGUACGAAGAGCAGAAACUGGAAGCUGUCAGGACUCGUGAGAAAAUGCAAAAAGCUGUGAUCCACCCGAGCUUAUACUUUGAUGCCGAUGAGAUUCCAGCGCUGAGGCAGAAAUCGCGCACGAGCCACCUGCACCUUUUUAGAACAAUCCGAAGUGCGGUGUCAGGGAUGCUCUCCAAUCCGUCCUACUACCUCCCUCCGCCCAAGCAUGCUGAUUUUGCUGCCAAGUGGAAUGAAAUCUAUGGGAACAAUCUGCCUCCCUUAGCACUGUAUUGUCUCCUCUGCCCAGAAGACAAAGCCGCCUUUGAUUUUGUGGUCGAAUACAUGGACAGGAUGGCUGGAUACAAAGACUGGCUGGUGGAGAACGCCCCGGGGGAUGAAGUGCCACUCGGGCACUCCUUAACUGGCUUUGCCACGGCUUUUGAUUUCUUACACGCCUCGCUGGAUGAUGGCAGAAGGCAAAAAUAUUUCGCCAAGAUCUGGGCCUUGAGCGAGGAAUUGUACGAAUAUUCCAAAGUUCGUGCUUGGGGCAAACAACUUCUUCAUAAUCACCAAGCCACGAAUAUGCUAGCGUUGCUCAUUGGGGCCCUGGUAACGGAAGGGGGCAUUGAGUCCCAAGCCAAUACUUGGAAACAUGCCGUAGUGGAUGUGAUGGAGAAAACCUUGUUUCUGCUUAAUCAUAUUGUUGAUGGCUCUUUGGAUGAAGGCGUGGCUUAUGGCAGUUAUACAGCUAAGUCGAUAACCCAGUACGUUUUUCUGGCACAGCGCCACUUUGGAAUUAACAAUCUUGGAAACAACUGGCUUAAAAUGCACUUUUGGUUUUAUUAUGCCACACUUUUACCAGGCUUUCAGAGGACUGUAGGUAUCGCUGAUUCUAAUUAUAAUUGGUUUUAUGGCCCCGAAAGUCAGCUCGUUUUCCUUGAUAAAUUUGUGUUGAAGAAUGGGAUGGGCAAUUGGCUUGCGCAGCAAAUUAGGAAGCACCGGCCCAAGGAUGGUCCAAUGGUGCCAUCCACUGCCCAGAGGUGGAGUACCCUUCACACAGAAUACCUGUGGUAUGACCCAGGACUCACUCCCCACCCUCCACCUGACUAUGGCAACGCUAAAAUGCACAUAUUCCCUAACUGGGGGGUUGUUACAUAUGGAGCAGGGUUGCCAAACACUCAGAAAAACACCUUUGUUUCUUUUAAAUCUGGGAAGUUGGGUGGUCGCGCUGUCUAUGACAUAGUCCAUUUUCAGCCGUAUUCUUGGAUUGAGGGGUGGAGAAGCUUCAAUCCCGGGCAUGAACAUCCCGAUCAAAAUUCAUUUACUUUUGCUCCCAACGGACAGGUUUUUGUAUCCGAGGCCCUCUAUGGUCCCAAGCUUAGCCACCUGAAUAAUGUUCUGGUGUUUGCUCCGUCUCCUACAAGUCAGUGCAACCAACCUUGGGAGGGUCAGCUUGGGGAAUGCACUCAGUGGCUUAAGUGGACUGGAGAAGAAGUUGGAGAUGCAGGGGGUGAAAUCAUUACAGCUUCUCAGCACGAUGACAUGAUGUUUGUGAGUGGGGAGGCAGCAUCUGCAUACUCCUCUGCAAUGAAACUGAAAAGCGUGUACCGUUCUCUGCUUCUGCUCAAUCCUCAGAUGUUACUGGUAGUGGACCACAUAGAAAAGGAAGAGAACUCUCCCAUCGACUCCAUCAGUGCCUUUUUUCAUAACCUUGACAUUGAUUUUAAAUAUGUACCGUAUAAAUUUAUGAACAAAUACAACGGGGCCAUGAUGGAUGUGUGGGACGCUCACUAUAAAAUGUUUUGGCUUGACCAUCGUGGAAAUAGCCCUGUUGCUAGGAUACAAGAGGCAGAACAGGCAGCUGAGUUCAAAAAGAGGUGGACACAGUUUGUAAAUGUCACUUUCCCUACAAAAAGCACCACCACAAGAAUUGCCUACUUGUUCUACGGGCCUUAUGUCAAUAUUUCUAGCUGUAGGUUUAUAGAAGAUGCCCGAUCAGGGUUUCAGAUGGCUCUAAAUGUCAACGAUACAGAAACUGUUUUCUCUGUUGUAACUGACUAUCUAAAUCUGAGAACAAGAUUCAGUUAUUUAGGAUUUGGUGGCUAUGCCAAGGUAGUCACUCAAGGAAAAGUUACUAGAUUUGGCCUGGGCACUGAGGUAGUAGAAAAGCAGGCACCAGCUACCAGAACUGUUUUUCCAUUUGGAUUUAAAGUGAAUAUAAUAGUGGGGCUGGUUUUGGGGGUUAGCUUGGCCAUAUUGGCUUUUCAGUGGCGGUUCUACAUUUCCUUCAGCAAAUUUUUGCGUUGGAUUCUGAUCCUGGUCAUCACAUUGUGGUUUAUUGAACUGGUGGACGUAUGGACCUCUUGCACACAACCAAUCUGUGCAAAAUGGAGCAGCGACUUGACAAGCACCAAACACAGCGCAGGAAAGGAACAUGGACUUCCUGUCGGUUUGCCCGAUGUGAUCAUCACCUCACUUCCCAGUUCAGGCGCCGAAAUUCUGAAGCAACUGUUUUUCAACAGCAGCGAUUUUGUCUACAUCAGGAUCCCUACGGGAUACCUUGAUAUCCCCGAGACAGAAUUUGAAAUCGACUCCUUCGUCGAUUCCUGCGAGUGGAAGGCUUCUGAUGUUCAGAGUGGCCGUUUCCGUCUUCUCCAGGGCUGGCUGCAGUCGCUAGUCCGAGACACAAAACUUCACUUACAAAAUAUUCAUUUACACGAAACCGGCAGAAAUACUAAGUUAAUUCAGCAUUCUGCGACCAGUAAAGACAAGAAGAGGCGGCCCAGGAAGAGAGAAUCCAUCGUGGAGCAAAGAAACCGGUUGAGAGGCAGUUCAGACAAAGAUGCUGAAUACAUUAAGGAACUGAGGAGACAUCUUGCCUUCUAUCCCAAUGCACGCCCUGUGCUUAGUCUGAGCAGCGGGAGCUGGACCUUAAAGCUUCCUUUCUUUCAAGAAAUCAUAGGUCCUUCCCUGAGAGCGCUCUAUGUAGUGCGGGACCCUCGGGCGUGGAUUUACUCAGUGUUGUACAAAAGCCAGCCCAGCCUUUACUCCUUGAGAAAGGUGCCUCAGCACUUAGGUAUGCUGUUUCAAGCAGAAGGCAGGAAAGACAGGUGCAGCUUAAAUUCAGGCUACGCCUUUGAAUAUGAAGCACUGAGGGAAGAGCUCUCCCAUUCCAAUUCAAAUGCCAUCUCUGUGAUGUCCCAUUUGUGGGUGGCAAACACAGCAGCAGCCCUGCGAAUCAAUGGGGAUUUGCUGCCGGCCAAUUAUCUGCUCCUCAAGUUUGAAGACAUUGUGGGCUUCCCCCAGAAGACAGCUGAAACCAUCUAUACCUUUCUGGGCAUCCCUCUGUCUCCUGCCAGCUUAAACCAAAUAUUGUUUGCCACCUCUACCAAUCUUUUCUACCUUCCUUAUGAAGGAGAAGUCUCCCCAGCAAGUAUCCAUGCCUGGCAAAACAAUAUGCCUCGUGAGGAAAUUAGCCAGAUCGAGGACAUCUGUUCAGCUCUAAUGGACCGCUUAGGAUAUCCAAAGUUUACUGAUUUAAAUGCUGCAGGUCAGCAGUAGUUUGCACUAAGGAUUCCCCCCCCCCACACUCUUCAAUUUGUAGAUAAGAAUCAGAAAAGCUGGUUUAUUCUUGUAAAAUGUCUGUACAGUCUGUUACACCCGCAGAGAGAGAUUAUUUUAAAUGAAAAGAGAUAUUUGGUCUAGUCAGU
Messenger RNA from Euleptes europaea (tarantolino), 3869 nucleotides. It is a transcript of the gene DSEL, whose product is annotated as dermatan sulfate epimerase like. The transcript has a single exon. The record is from RefSeq and is a predicted model, not a curated record. Gene Ontology annotation, molecular function: sulfotransferase activity; chondroitin-glucuronate 5-epimerase activity. Bases 58 to 3720 code for a protein of 1220 amino acids. NCBI's taxonomy places the organism in Eukaryota, Metazoa, Chordata, Lepidosauria, Squamata, Sphaerodactylidae.